Cetraspora pellucida is the source of this 1740-nucleotide messenger RNA. Lineage: Eukaryota; Fungi; Glomeromycota; Glomeromycetes; Diversisporales; Gigasporaceae. The record is from the annotation of a GenBank genome assembly.
AUGAAUGUUGUUAUUACAAAAAUUGGCAUUUCGGUCACAAAGUCAGAUGGAGUUGGCUCUUUCCAACCAACCAAUACUGAUAGCGAUACCGCUACAUGCUAUUAUCGGCAAAUUGACAAAGAAGAAGACAAAGCUGUAUCAUGGUUAACAAAACUUGGACAGUCUUUAGCUAAAUGGCUACGCGAAAAUGGAGAUUAUAAAAUUAACAAAUCACAAGAAGUUUUACUCGAUUUUCCAGAGGGAUAUUUCCUUUACGAAUAUCUUAAAGUGUUAUCCGAUGGUACACAGAUAUCGGAUACCUAUUUGUUCGGCGCGCAUAAAUUUGAAUCGCCGAGUGAAUUCAUACCUCAUUUAAAAUGGCUAGUGUCAAAAGACUCACAGCAAUGUCAAUGCGUACAUUGUCCUCCAUCUCCAAAAGCGACAAAACCAACGUCAAGUGUUUCAACAUCUAAGCAAAAGGUAUCAAAAUCGUCGAGUAAAGCUACGGCUAUAAGAUCAUCCAAGCUUUCAUCGGAAUCUACACAUAAUCCGCAAGAAUCAGAAUCACUUCAAACAUCACGUUCCCUCUCGAAAUCACGGAUGUUAAAACCUAGCGGAGAUGGAGAAUCAUCCAAAGAUUCAUCCAAAGAUCCAUCAACAAGAGGACGUAAAAAGGACGAUCGUCCAAAAGCCAAAUACGCUGAGUAUCGUACUGGGGAAAUAGUCUGGGUCAUUCUUGCAAAAACUGGUGAUGCCAUUCUCAUUGACAAAUUUAAAGAUUUAAUUGUCGGAGACUCACCGAUUACAAAUUGGCCGGGUGUUAUUUACUCUCGCGGAAAAGUCGCGCCAGAUAUAGAUAUUGUAAAAUUCACAGUCAAAUUGGUCGUACUAAAUACAGAAGUUUCUAUUAGACGGACAGGAUUGAUACCUUGGAAAGCUUACAAUCCUGUGAUCCCGGAAUCAUUCUUUGAAAGUGUAAUAGGAAAUAACUUGAACGAACAAAUGGAGCCUGAAAUUGACAUAAAUAUUCAAAAUUACGUCCGGGCAGUACACCGUGCUAAUGAAGCGGCGCAAACAUAUUCACCAAUGAAGAUGUUCAAGUACGUGGAAAAUAAUGCGCGUCUAAAAUCAGUUCAAGAUCCAGACGAAAGACAAAGGCUCAUUGACAUGGAAAAAUAUCCACACUAUGAGGCUUUUAUGUAUGGUGCUGAAAUGAUUAGACCAGGUGAUCUGGUACGAUUAGUGCCUGAAAAUUCUAUGGAUCUUGAUGCCGAACCUGAAUACCCAGAAUUUCUCGAAAUCCGAACAAUUUAUCGACAUCCAGAGAAGGGAAUGCAAUUCACAGGCAACAUUCUACAGCGUGGAGAACUUUUAAAUAAAACGGGUCCGGUAAAGUUAGAAGAUUAUAAAUGGUGGAUAUCUCAUGACAUUGCUGAAGAAUAUACUAUAGAUCUUGAAGAUAUUGCGGGUCGAUUUUAUUUAAUGAUGCCGCAUUUAACAGCCCGCACUACAGCUCGUGUUUUUAAAAAGUUAAAUGAUCGAAUGGAAAUCAUUGAAUCUGGGUCAGAAUUAGAAAAAUCACAAGAAAUUUCUCCUAGCAUUGCUCCUACUAAAAGAAACAUGGCUAAACUGAGUACACGUAUUGAUAAUUCCGAUGAGUCAACCUCUUCACCAAAAAGGCAAAAGAAAUAUAUUGUCAAAAUUCAAAAAAAGACUGCUGUUAAGAAAACAAAGAAAACCAAGGAAUUAACAAGUUCCUAA